This is a messenger RNA of Oryzias latipes (Japanese medaka), 925 nucleotides long. RefSeq lists its product as uncharacterized. Gene Ontology annotation, biological process: DNA-templated transcription initiation. The record is from RefSeq and is a predicted model, not a curated record. Lineage: Eukaryota; Metazoa; Chordata; Actinopteri; Beloniformes; Adrianichthyidae. Gene Ontology annotation, molecular function: DNA binding.
GACAGAAUCCUUUUGACCGUAAACAGACUCUGGUAACAGUUGAACUUUCGAGCUGAAGCUGAGAAAAAACCUGAUAGUCUUUAUCCGGCAUGACGGAAACCCGCUUUGACGCCUCCUACCCCAUGGACGACCACGCCUUAGAGCGCUUCUACCAGCUUUUUGUGGAAAACGCCGGUCCAAAGGUGAAGGAGGAAGAGGAGAAAGAGGAGGAGCGCCGCGAAGGUCAGCCGCAGGUCCCGGGUCAGAACAAAACGGGAGGCUGCAACCCCCACCGCCCACCCAAUCCUGAAAGGGGGCCGCGCCCGGCCGGGAUGACCUCUGAUUCGCCUGGAAACAACAGCUCCGACGAGCUGCCCCCCCUCCAGAUAAAGAACGUGGUGUCGGUGGUGGAUCUGGGCUGCAGACUGGACCUGGGAGCCAUUGGUAAAGCCUUGUGGAACACCCAGUACAACCCUAAGACCUACACAGGCCUCAUCAUGCGGAUCCGGAAACCCAGAACCACCGCCAACAUUUACAGUACGGGGAAGAUGAUCUGCACCGCAGCCUGCAGCAUCGAGGAGUCCCGCCAAGCGGCGAGGAGACACGCCCGGAUCCUGCAGAAGGCCGGGUUCCCCGUCCGCUUCCUGAACUUCCGUGUCAUCAACUGCGUCUGCAUGGUCAAAACUUUCUGCCUGAACCUGGAAGGGCUGACCCGGUCCAACCCGCAGGGCUUCAGUUUUGAACCCGAGUUGAAUCCUGCGGUUUUCCUCAGGAAGAGUCCUGGCGGCUUUGCCUCCAUCCAUCGGAAUGGGACCGUCAUCAUAAUGGGAUUGUCUUCUCCUAAAGCAUGCAAAGAACUUCUACAGCUGAUGUACCCAGUCCUGAAAGUCUUCCGGCAGGACAAAUGGGAUCUUUUGAGUCCCACUUAAUAAAGUUUUUAGAUAAA